Molecule: messenger RNA, 1325 nt
Organism: Drosophila willistoni
Lineage: Eukaryota; Metazoa; Arthropoda; Insecta; Diptera; Drosophilidae
Exons: 4
Coding region: 90-917 (275 amino acids)
Source: RefSeq, a predicted model, not a curated record
UUGAAAUAAAAAACAGGAAAAACACAAAAAAAAAAAAAGAAAAGAACGGGACGAAUUUGUGAUCAUCAACAUCUUUCGACGGUCUCUCGAUGAUGGUCGUGACCAGCUCAAGCUUCUGGCUGGCAUGGCUGUUCCUUAUGUGCGUUGGUAUUGCGUUUUGCACACGGCAGGCUUCGCAGGUUUAUAAGCAACGGAAUGUGGCCAAAGAAGAAGAGUCAGAACGGUUUGAGGGACGGAAACCACAACGUGAUGAUGGAGGUGAAGAAACGGCAGCAAAAACAGAAAAAGGCAAGGCUGUGGCCAUGAAAAUGUUCAAUCGGGAUGCAGUCCUCCGACCGCAACAACCGAACGAUAUUGAGGGCUCCCCGAUCACGACAAGACAACGGGACCAGGACAAAAGAAAUAAAUCCAGAUAUAACAGCAACAGCAACAGCGACAACAACCACACAAAUGACGUAAAGCUAGAGGAGGAUGACAAGGCUAGGCAAAUGCGUUGGGUUGAGAAUGUUUGCGGCUUCAUAAAGCGUCCCCUCGUCGACUUUAUUUACGAACAGGCCAUGGCAGCUAGAUUACAAAAGCUCCAAGAACUUCACGUUGCCAACCCUGCCCAGUUGGCACGGCCACCACGAGGACCACCAGGACCAACAGGCCCGCCACUACCACUGCCCAGUAGUGGCCAUUCAAUGCGACCCACGCGUUCGCUUCGACGCAAACGUCAGCCAAAAAUGAGAACGAAAACAGGUGUCGUGUCUCGAGCCAAAGAUACCGUAACUGCCAAAGAACUCUACAAUUUGAAGGAUCAGCUGGUUAAAAUACUGAACGAAGGAAUCCUAUCUGCAAAUGACAACAGGAUGGAUGCGCUGAGCAAGCGGAGGGAUCGACAUGGUGAUAAUGCAUCAUCUUGUUCGUGCUAUUGAAAUCAGGAUCAACACUUACACAUUUUUAUAUUGGAGAGUAGGUUAGGAAAGGUUUUAACGUGUUCUUUUUAAUCUUUUUUUUCUGUGUUUUUUUGUCUUCUACUGAAUCCUGCUUUUUGUUUUCUACUGAAUCCUAUUUUUUAAAGUAGCAGACAGUUUCGAAAAGAAAGCAUAGAUAGGUUUUACAUUGUGUAGUUCCUAAGUUAAAAAGUUUGCUUUGCAUAUUUUUCUAUAAUUUUUUAAAGUUUAUUUUAUAGAAAAUCAUUUUUAUCCACACACACACACACACGGAAAACUGCACUGGCAUCUGCUCUGCUCAAUUCUACUCCGGCUUACACUAUAUACACGAAAGAUCAAGGACACCUAAUACACUAUAUACACCGAAGGCAAGCAAAAUCAUUCACUACA